CGCAUAUCUCACCAACACGCGCAGCUGACGGGCGAAGCAGGAGGAGAGAGAUAUGGACGGACAUAAACUUUGACUUCCGAGGAAUCUACUGUACACGCUGGGGCGGAUGGACAUGAUAUUGGUCUCCUAACAGUGUCAUCAUGCUCCCCCGUAGUAUGAAAACAUCUGGUGUAGAGCUGCCGGGAGUGGGUUCGAAAGAUGUGCCCCUCAUUGGAUAUCGGCCCCUACAGCCAGGGGCCAACGGCCCUCCUGAGCAGCUGUUGAAGGAGAAUGAAAACAGGGGGGCGGAUCCCACACAGGGGGAGCUAACCCCGAUGAAGACCACCUGGUACUGUCCACUAGACCUGUCCACUGUGUCCGAACUGGAGGAAGAUGGUAUCAUCUACACUGUCGUGGUGAAACAUGGUUCUCCCACAGGCCCCCUGUCCACAGUAUCCCGCUCCCAGAAUGUCAAAGCAGGAACAGAGGAAAAGCUCGUCCUGCAUCUCCUUCACUCCUUCUCCAUGGGCGACUCCUCCUUUAUCUCUAUCUUCCUCUCCACCUAUCGCUCCUUUACUUCCACCCAGAGAGUGCUGGACAUCCUGAUCGACAGAUUGGAAAAUCCUCCUGGGGAGAGUAAAAGUAACACGCGUCAGAUGUUCAACAAAGCCGUGUGUACAGUGUUCAGCACAUGGUUGAGUGACUAUCCUGCAGAUUUCUGCUCUUUGAGUGAUCCGUCCUGCCUGUUGCGGUUGGCCCCCCUCCUUCCAACGGACACCCCAGGGGCCGAUAUCAAAGGCCAACUGCUGAGGAUAGCUGAAGAGCUGAGUGAGAGUACACUGCUGUCUGGCUCUCUGUCAGAUCCUAUCAAAAAUGUGACCUCCCCUCCUGACCCCUCUGAGUUUGAUGCCACCAGCAUCCUGGGCUUUCCAUCAAGUGUGAUCGCAGAACAGCUCACCAGGAUUGAGACGGAGCUGUUUCUUAAGUUGGUGCCCCACCACUGUCUGGGCUCUCUUUGGUCUCAAAGAGAUAAGAAAGGACAGGAAGGAGCGUGCUGGUCGGUCAGAGCCACUAUCAAGCAGUUUAAUCGUUUAGCUAACGCUGUCACAGCCUCGUGUUUGUGGAACACGGGUCUAAAGAGCCAACAGAGGGCACGGCUGCUGGAGAAAUGGAUCAGUGUUGCAGAGGCCUGCAGAACGAGGAAGAACUUCUCUUCACUGUAUGCAAUUCUAUCAGCUCUGCAGAGUAACUCCAUCCACAGACUGAGAAAGACCUGGCAGGAUACAGACAGAGAAGCUUUACGGAGGUAUGAAGAACUUUCUGAUAUCUUCUCUGAGAAAGACAACUACUCCCAGAGCCGCGAGCUACUCAAAGAGGAAGGGACUUCCAAAUUCGCAAACCAUGACACUAAAAUUAACAAUAGGAGAUUCACAGGGUCCUGUGCUCAGGGCACAGUCCCAUACCUGGGCAUCUUUCUCAGGGAUCUCACCAUGCUGGACACUGCAGUCAAAGAUAGACUAGAGAAUGGAUACAUCAACUUUGAUAAAAGAAGACGGGAGUUUGAGGUUAUUGCUCAAAUUCGGCUCCUUCAGUCCUCGUGUAAAAACAGCAUUUUCAGGACAGACGGGACGUUUGUUCAGUGGUAUCACAGCGUACCCACUCUGCAUGAAGAGGAAAGCUACAAGCUGUCCAAUCAGAUUGAAGCACCGGGCGAGCCGAGUCCUGGGCGUGGCCUAAACCCCACAGUGAUCAUCACACAGUGUCCAGAUGCUCUCACUGCAGUGGCACACACGGCAAUGGACGCUGAUGGCAUAUUUGACUUCCCUUCUCCUGUCAAUCACUUGAUUUCAAAGCUUUGUAAGCAUGUGAAAUCCCCCUCCGUUUCCUGUCUGGAUGUUGAUUCGUCGCCACCACCCAAUAAUGGCACGCCCUCUGUCCUGACCACGCCCACAACAGCUGUCAAAUCACAUCGCCGGUCUGUGUCCUGUGGCAACAACCCCACCAAUAACAAACCAGAGGCGGGACCUGAUUUGAGAAUCGUUAGGAUACGGAUGGAUUUACAAGACGGCAACUUAUAUCGAAGCAUUCUGGUCACUAGUAAUAAUAAAACACCUACUGUAAUCAGUUCUGCAUUAGAGAAGCACAAUCAGAAUGCAAAAGAAGCCUCCAAAUAUGAGCUGAUACAACUGCUGCCAGAGGGGAAAGAGUUAAUAAUACCGCCCACAGGAAACGUCUUUUACGCCAUGUCAUCAGCUAGUGUGGACUUCCUGUUAAGGAGACGAGGAGGAAACACACCAACAGGGUCACCAUCUCUUGGCAAUGAAAACAGCGCAACCUUCCCACGAAUCAAAGCCAAGGGCCGAAGACUAGUGCGGACACUUUUUUAACAAGAAAACGCAAUAUUCAUGUCAAAGUACUUUCAAAAGAAAAGACACAGUAUAUUUUAUUUGGAGCUCUGCAAUUUAACUAUGUAGAAUUUAUUCAAAUAAGACUUAAUAACAUAGUUCAACCCCAAGUGAAAAUUGUGAAAUAAUUUACUCACCCUCACCAUGUCGUUCCAAACCCAUAUGACUUGCUAUCUUCAUAAAAGGAGAUCAGUGACCAUUUAGUGGCCUCAGUCACCAUUCACUUUCAAUGCAUGUUUUUUUUUUUUCAUACAAUGAAAAGGAAUGAUGAAUGAGGUUGUCAAUCCCUAACAUCUCAUUUUGAGCUCCACUGAAGAAAGUCAUAUGGGUUUGGAACAACAUAAGGGUAAGUAAAUGAUGACAAAAUUUUCAUAUUUGGGUGAACCAUCCCUUUAAAGUAAUUUUCUGUAAGUCUUAUAUUGGUGUAUUUUGAGUGAAGUUAUUACAGCUAAAUUUUGCACUAUUUUUGCAUUUCAUUGCAAUUCAGUGAGUUUUAAUGACAGAGUCAAGUACCCUUUGCUGAUGUUAGCAUUUCCUGGACUCCCGUCUACCUCUAAAGCUAUUAGUCCAUUGGUUACAGCAUUUUAGUCAAGAAACUACAUUAUUAAUGAACAUUAAACUAAGACAGAGAAGCUCAAAUCCCAACAUAAUAACUCUUAAAUAAGGUACUUACGCCUGUAUAAACAUUUCAAACACUGAGCUCUUCUCUAUGGGCUACUGAGAUGUUAAAGAUAGUGCAAGCCUCCCAAAUACCUGAAUAUGAGCUGCAAAAAUAUAUAUAAAACACUGCCACUAUAAUAUCCUUACCAAGUAUGCAAACUAGUAAUUGCUUACUGUGUGUACUCUCAUUGUAUAUUUUUAAAUAAUUAAUUAUUGUCGUAAUACGCAGGUUGUCUUCCUAAACCUAGUGAGCUGCUUUGCUGUCUACUGCCUACAUAGGCAGCUGCCUUAUAAAUGGCUGUUUUGACCAAACACAUUCUUGCGCAAAAAAGUUAGGUGGAGUGACAUGAAUGGAACA
Molecule: messenger RNA, 3402 nt
Organism: Myxocyprinus asiaticus (Chinese sucker)
Lineage: Eukaryota; Metazoa; Chordata; Actinopteri; Cypriniformes; Catostomidae
Product: ral guanine nucleotide dissociation stimulator-like 2
Exons: 20
Coding region: 141-2366 (741 amino acids)
Biological process (GO): positive regulation of GTPase activity; Ras protein signal transduction
Cellular component (GO): plasma membrane
Molecular function (GO): guanyl-nucleotide exchange factor activity
Source: RefSeq, a predicted model, not a curated record